This is a messenger RNA of Tetrahymena thermophila SB210, 1369 nucleotides long. RefSeq lists its product as hypothetical. The transcript has 13 exons. The record is from RefSeq and is a predicted model, not a curated record. Lineage: Eukaryota; Ciliophora; Oligohymenophorea; Hymenostomatida; Tetrahymenidae.
AUAUUUUUAAAAAAUUCAAAUUCAGUAAGCUAAAAAAAAAAUACUAAUAAAAAGGGCGAAUAAAAGUUAUUUUAAAAAGACAAAAUAAGACAUUUAGAACUAAAUUAGAGAAUGGAAAAUCGUCCAUUCAAGAUAGUCAAGUUUGAUACAGUCUCAGUAGAAGAUCUAAUGUCUUUAUUUAAUUAAUAUCAGAAUGAAAUACACAAUCAGCUUCUAAUUGAUUUAUCAGUUUCUCAUUCCAACAAGCAGUAAUGCGAAGUUAUUUCUAACUUGGGACUCAAUAACUAAAAUCUGAACAAAGUCAUGCUAAAACUGUUACACUGUCCAAUUGAAGACUCUGGAAUAUCUAUCCUUUGUUUAAAAAUAUCGUAGCUAUAAAACUUAAAAGAUCUAAAUUUAAAUUUUAGUUUAACUCUUUGUACAGAGUAGAGUGCUAAUUAAAUAUCUUUAAUGCUUAAAUAGCUGUCCAAUUUACAGCUAUUAAGAAUCAAUCUUUAUGGGAAUGAUUUAGGAUCUCAAGGCUACAAAGAAUUGAUUAAGUCUAUUAGCAGUUUAAAUAACCUAAAUAGUUUAACGCUUGGAUUAAGGCGAACAGGAUUGGUUGAAUAAAAUUUAGAAAAUACAGGAAUUUAUUUAAACAAGCUCACCAAAUUAAAAUUUUUAAAGCUGAAUUUUAAAGACUCACAAUUGGAAAAUGGAUUAAUUCAUCUAUUUACUGGAUUUUCUUAGUUUGAUAAUCUUGAAGGAUUCAGAUUGAAUUUAGAGAUGUCUUCAAUAUCUGAUUUAGAUUUUUAAGUUCUGGCCUAAAACAUCUAGAGGAAUUAAGUGAUUAAAUAUUUAUCAUUGAAUUUUAAAAAUAACCAAGUUUAGAGAGAUAUCAUGUACAAUUUAAUUAUCAAGAUUGCUGAUAAAAAAUUAUUUUACUUUAAAUUUAAGACUCUAUAUAUGUAAUUAUAGGAAGAUGAGAUUAAAAAAAUAUAAAAUCUAAUACAAACUAAAAUGACAAACACAAAAAUUUUGAUAGACGAUUUUAACUUGGGAUUAAGGAUAUCUUUUAAAGAUAGAAGGAAGUGGUAGCAAAAAAAAUUAAAGAUGAAGUACUUAGUGUGUUAUGAAAAAUAGAGCAAGUAAUUAUGAUUUAAACGACUAUCUCAUGUUGGAUAAAUUGAAUUACCUCAACUAAAUAGUAUAAUAGCUUCAUUAUCUCUAUUCUAAAAUUAACUAACCCAUCUAAUCAAUCUUAGAGCUAAUAGAACAGAUAACACUUAAGAAUUCACAUAAAUAAAACUAAAUUACAAUAAGAUGUAAAUUAAAACUCCUUUUUAAUAUACUAGACUAAAAUAAUUAAAUAAAUAAAUAUAUAUAUAUA